This is a messenger RNA of Aedes aegypti (yellow fever mosquito), 1060 nucleotides long. RefSeq lists its product as uncharacterized. The record is from RefSeq and is a predicted model, not a curated record. NCBI's taxonomy places the organism in Eukaryota, Metazoa, Arthropoda, Insecta, Diptera, Culicidae. The transcript is spliced from 2 exons. Bases 198 to 977 code for a protein of 259 amino acids.
AACAACCCCUUCAAAAGACCGUCAAACGGUUUCCGGAAGAGUUUUUGUCACCAACCUGCUGCACCCGGGUUAGUUCUUCUUCGGCUGGCAUCCGAGUAGUGGUAGGACUGUGUUUGAAAACGUGCACUAGAUCAGGUUUCACCCCAGCCCGAAAUCCACACAGGAAACUGCGGUAAGUGAGACUCCAACUUUCGACAAUGAAACGAGUGCACUUGGGGACGUUGUUGCUACUAGUGGUGGUUACGGGGGGACCGGAUCCGGUUGGUGGAGACUUUGUGCAGAACAUCAAAAACGGUGUCCGAAUGGCGGGAAGCUUGCUGGGCAUCGAGACUAUAUCUGACGUAGCCGAUCUGGUGGCGAAGGGUUUCUCCAAGCAGGGUAUAUUCAUCAAACCGGAAAGGAAUACCCCGAUGCAGCAGCAGGCCGCUUCGAUGAUGGUAAUGAUAUGGAAGUUGAUAGGACUAGAUGGAAGCAAGCUGGGUGCGCUAAUCAUGAAUGCACUGAUUUUCGUGGCCCAUGUGAUUGCAACGAAUCUAGGGGCCUUGAAGAAGCCAGGCGUUGAUCAGAAAACCGAUCCGGAAUUCCCAAAACCGGAAGAAUCAUCCAUUCUUCAGUCGGAAUCCCCACUGGACUGGUUGUUGAACAAUCCUCCGCUGCAGUUGGGUUACAUGCUGAACACCAUUCGGCACGAGAACGUUACAGACUUUCUCCAAUCAGAUCUGGCAAAUCUGGAACACACUCCAAUGGAAGACUCCGGUUGUAUAAGGUUGCUGAUAUGCAAGAUAAAACCGUUCAUAUGGAAAAUGCAGCAGGUGGUUCAGGAAAGGUUGGCCAGGGAGGAGAAUUCCGAGCCCCCCAACGAGUCGGAGACCAUUGCGGAAUUAAUUGUGCGGAACGUUCCAAAGCUGGCAGAAUUCCAGGCGAACGGUGAUCAGUGCGAGGCACAGUUUAGACACUGCGUUCGCAGAUUUGGUUGAGUGACCUCAGGGCGUGAGUGAGGCUGAUGUUUAGCUUAAGAAGAAGUUAGUAUAAAUUGUUUGUUAUAUAGGAUAUUUUUAUU